Molecule: messenger RNA, 1647 nt
Organism: Rhinocladiella mackenziei CBS 650.93
Lineage: Eukaryota; Fungi; Ascomycota; Eurotiomycetes; Chaetothyriales; Herpotrichiellaceae
Exons: 5
Coding region: 1-1647 (548 amino acids)
Biological process (GO): regulation of DNA-templated transcription
Molecular function (GO): histone acetyltransferase activity
Source: RefSeq, a predicted model, not a curated record
AUGGUGGGAGAUCAUAGCACAGAGUCAGGCGACACACCGGAACCCGUGGUAAAGAGCUUUGCUACGCUGAAUCAGUUGCAGAUCGGAGUCAAGGCUUUUGUCGAAAAGAACGGAGAACCUAGAAAGGCAGAGAUCUUGUCUAUCAAGCAGAGAAAUAAUGCUUUGACGUUCUACGUUCACUAUGUCGAAUUCAACAAGCGUCUCGACGAAUGGGUCUCGGCCGACCGAAUCGACCUUUCACAGGAAGUCGAAUGGCCGGCUCCGGAGAAGCCGGAGAAGAAAAAAACCACCGUCACCACCAAAGGACCCCCAUCCAAAGCCCCCGUCACCACGAAAGCCGGUCGACCCAGAGCAGACUCCCGGCCUGGCUCUGCAACACCUGAUCUCCUAGGCUCCAAAGCUGGCAAUGACCGCAAACGUCCUGUGCCCUCGAAAGCAGGCGGCAAAGAAAACCGCGACGAAGCACUCGCACCCGAUGGCGACCCUUCGCUCGUCACCACCCAAGCAGGCACCCCUCUCCCCAGUCUCAGCAAUGAAGAUAGCAACGGGCUGACUAGCGAGAGUAUCGAUGUCGACAUGCCGGACGUGACCAAGAUGGAAGAGAAAGUCGCGCCCAUCAUGGAACCGGAGGAAGAAAUCGAAAAGCUACGCACAGGCGGUUCCAUGGUGCAGAACCACGCUCAACUUCAUCUCGUGCGCAACCUCAACAAGAUCCAAAUGGGCAAAUAUACCAUCGAACCCUGGUACUUCUCGCCAUACCCGCAGGAAUUCUCCGACGCGGACCUCGUGUAUAUCGAUGAAUUCUGCCUCUCGUACUUCUCGUCCAAGAAGGCCUUCGAGCGGCACCGGUCGAAAUGCGAGCUCCGCCACCCGCCUGGGAACGAGAUCUACCGCGACGACUUUGUCAGUUUCUUCGAGGUCGACGGGCGGCGGCAGCGCACUUGGUGUCGGAACUUGUGUCUCCUCUCCAAAUUGUUCCUCGACCAUAAGACGCUCUACUACGAUGUCGACCCGUUCUUGUUCUACUGCAUGGUCACGCGUGACGAACACGGGUGUCAUCUCGUCGGGUAUUUCAGCAAAGAGAAAGAAUCUGCAGAAGGGUACAACGUCGCCUGUAUUCUGACGCUGCCACAGUACCAGCGCCAGGGUUUAGGAAGACUGCUCAUUGCCUUCUCAUACGAGCUGAGCAAACGCGAGGGCAAGCUCGGGUCGCCUGAGAAGCCGCUUUCAGAUCUCGGCCUGCUCGGCUACAGACAGUAUUGGAAAGAGGUGUUGAUUGAGCUUCUCUCGGAUCCGGCGCGUUUGCCUCCUCCCGGGUCGGCCACACAUACGCCUACGUCCGACCAUCUGCAUCCUCAUUCAUCUCUAGGAUUCGCGGCUCCUUCGUCACAAUAUUCGACCAGUAUCUCCGAAAUUGCCAGUCUGACGGCCAUGACGGAGAAGGAUGUCCAUGAACAACUCGAAGUGUUGAAGCUGCUGCGCUACCACAAGGGCGCGUGGAUCAUCGUCGUCAGAGACGAGUUGCUCGAGUGGCAGGAGAAACGGCUGGCCAAGGAGAAAGCCAAGGGAGCUCGAAGGAUCGAUCCAAGUAGGUUAAACUGGAAACCUCCUGUUUUCACAGCUAGCAGUCGGACGUGGAAUUGGUAG